AGAGAAGUUUGUAUUGACCUCAGCCGUUGUCUUCGCGGCGCCAUUGUCGUCGUUCUCUGCUUCACGCCUGCACGCACGCCGCGCCACGCCUCAUCCCAUUCCAUUCAAAACGCAGGAGUCGUCAAGACGCUUCGACAGUGACUGCAAUGUUCGCCUCUUCUGCCAACGCAGCCACCAAAUCGCUGCGCUCCGCCGAGCAGCACGUCGUGAGGGACGAGCUGCGCAGCUUCGAGGCGCGGCACCUCAGCACCGCCGCGCCGCCACCGAAAGCGCGCAACGCAUCGCGCAGCGUGCUGUCCGACUCCACGGACACGGUACCGUCGUUCCCGCCCCCUACCACAGCGGCGCCGCCGCCGAUGAGCGCGGCAGCCGCUGCCAGCGUGCCUUCUACUCGCACGGAGCAAACGCAGAAGCUCAUGCAGCUCCCCUUUAGCGGGUCUGCCGUCCACGGCGAGCGCACCGCGUUGAACGAGGCACAGCAAGUGCACGACGCCGUUGCUUGGUUGUGCGAGUGUCCGGGCAGCACACUGCGGCAGCUGCAGCAGCGCGUGUUGUGCGCGACAGAGACGUUGUUCACGAACUUGGUCGGCAUGCCGGCGGCCGCGCGCGAGCUGCUGGUGCUGUGCGCCGAUCCAAAUGCAGAAAAGGAAGACGUGAAGGAGAGCAGUGCGCAGAGCCUCGACGCAGCAGAGCAAGCGGCGAACCCGUACAUAACAUCGCCGCUGUCGCUCACCUUCGCCGAUUUCGUCGGCACCUUCCUGCGCGACGCACCGAUUGCGACGGGGGCCGCCUCGUUCUACGGGGUGCUGCUCAGCGGACGUCCCCGACCCGCCGCGCCGCUGUCCUCCCUCCACCUCGUCUACGGCCUUCACGUCGUGGAGGACGUUUUGCGGCCUCCCGCGACGUCGCCUUCUGCGUCGCCUUCAGCAGCCGCAGCCGCAGCACCGAUGGCGACCGGUCUGGAGAGUCACCAGGCGCUCAUGUCGGAAGUCGUCCACUGGGCCCACUUCUUUGAGAGCAUCUUCGAUAAGGCCCGCGAGGGGUUAUGUCGCGAUCCGAUGAACUUUUACGUGGCGGUGUUGCUGGCCUGUGCGGAGCGGGGGGCGUGGGAUUUGCACAAUACCCCGGACGCGCUCGCCGAAGAGGCCGUGCGCCGCCUGCGCCUGGACGAUGGCACGAGCGGGCGGCGGCCGCACAUCUGCGGGGCGUGCGAAGCGGAGGCGACGUACCUCGCUGAAAGAUGCCGCACCUACGUGAGUCACACGCUACGGACCGUGCAGCACAGCAUUAAGGGCGAAGCGCGCACACCUGCGAAAGGAAACUCCACCUUUACCGCGGCGGCAAGUUGUGGUGGUGGCGGCGGCAGCCAUCGCAGUCCUCCCCGCGGUGGUGCGCAGACGCGUUUCUUCCUCGCCACGCCGGCGGUGGUGUGGUGGGCCGCAGCCUUCUUGCGCCUUUACCGCCUGCGUACCCCCGUCGCGGCCACCAAGUUGACCGCCGUCAGCGGCAGCAGCACCACCACCGACACCAACGCGCAGCCGGCGCGUACUUCCGCAGACGAUGUUGUGAGCUGCACAGAGGUGUACUUUAUUCGUGACUGGAUCGCCCGAGUGGCGAAGAUGGACGAAGACGGGUUUGCGGCGCAGGAGCGCGAAGGCGGCUUCGUCAUUCCGCUGAGCUGCGCGACGAAAACACCCGCGGCGGUGUUUUGUUUUACGCCAGAGAACGUGAAGGCGGCGGUGCGGCACAUCUCCGAGUGGGCUGACGUGGGGGCCGCGACGGGUGCGCCACUGCAGGUGCAGGAACUGCUUUCCUUUCUGCAAGAUGACUUCCCCGUGGUGCCCUACUACUUCAGCUUCUUCGCAUCAAAUUGA
Messenger RNA from Leptomonas pyrrhocoris, 1874 nucleotides. RefSeq lists its product as hypothetical. Lineage: Eukaryota; Euglenozoa; Kinetoplastea; Trypanosomatida; Trypanosomatidae. The record is from RefSeq and is a predicted model, not a curated record. The transcript has a single exon. The coding region runs from base 147 to 1874 and encodes 575 amino acids.